UCCACAUCGUGUACGAUUUGUAAAUUAGAAAAACAACUCCAUUUCCGUCUGGGAAAAUUUGGGGAAAAAAGAAAAAAGCAAGAGAAGAAGAAUUAUGAAAUAUGUUAUUGCUAUAUAGUGACAGAUAAGAAAUAACCAAAGCAAAUAUUAGGGAGGAUUGUAGCCUUUUGUAGGUGGUGUUAGUCGUCUAAUACAGAUAUGGGUAGGAGACAACACUAGCAUAGGUAGUGAAUGGACACAGAAGAUACCGAACUGUAACCAAGAUUAAUACAUGUAGAUUAACCAACUAAUCUAAAACCAUGGCUAUGAUCACCAGAAGGAUGUUCAACGUUAGACAUUGUCUUACAGUGUUAUUACUGCUAGCCAUUUUGUUAAUCUUCUGUGUCCUAAGUGGGGGAUUGAGUUCUCCAGAUAAUUCUUUCGAUCCUUAUGAGGUCUAUGGAAAAUGGCCAACUAUUAUCAUGUAUAUUAUGAGGUACAUGACACUAAUUCCACUUCCUUUGUCCAUCUGUAACUUUCUAGGAAUCGUCAUGUUUAACACUCAUCCAAGAAAACCAAAGUUAAAAAUGUCCACAUUAUUUGGUCCGUUCAUUUGUUUCCGUGUUGUGACAAGGGGAACAUAUCCAGAUUUAGUGAAGCGAAACGUUAGUAGAAAUAUUGAAAUGUGUUCAUUGGUUGGUUUGGAUAAUUAUAUAUUCGAAGUUGUAACAGACAAAUCAAUUGACAUGCAGAAAAGUACGCGUGCUCGUGAACUUGUUGUGCCGUCAACAUACACUACUGCCAAUGGUACUCUUUACAAAGCUAGGGCGUUACAAUAUUGUUUAGAAGAUGGAGUUAACAUGUUAUCUAAUAACGAUUGGAUUGUUCAUCUUGAUGAAGAGACUUUAUUAACCGAAUCGUCUAUCAUAGGAAUUAUUAAUUUUAUUCAUGAAGAUAAAUACCAGCUAGGUCAGGGAGUCAUUACUUAUGCCAAUGAAGAAAUUAUCAGUUGGAUUACUACCAUAGCAGAUUUAGUGCGAGUUGGAAUCGACUUUGGAAUUUUAAGAUUUAGCUUAAAUUAUCUACAUAAGCCUCUAUUCAGCUGGAAAGGAAGUUUCGUAGUUGUAAAUGCAGGAGUUGAAAGAAAAGUGACUUUUGAUUUUGGAAUUGAUGGAAGUAUUGCUGAAGAUUGUUUUUUUGCAUUAACAGCUUGGAAGAGUGGUUAUCAGUUUGGGUUCAUUGAAGGAGAAAUGUGGGAAAAGAGUACGUUUUCACCGAUGGAUUAUAUUCGACAAAGAAAACGUUGGGUUCAGGGAAUUAUAAUGACUUUAUUAUGCCCAUCUAUACCUCCAAAGUACAAAUUUGGCAUAUCUUUCAUGGUACUUGGGUGGCUGUCAAUGCCAUUUACCGUACCAAACAUUAUAUUAGUGCCACUAUGUCCACUACCCAUGCCACAAAUAGUCAAUUUUUUAUGUGGUUUCAUGGGUGGGGUCAUGCUUUUUCUAUUUGUAUUUGGUUCAACAAAAUCUUUUAACUAUAGACGUUUAGGUGUAGUUAGAUUUUUAUUUCUCUGUAUAUCACCGAUUUUAUUACUUCCUGUUUGUAUAACUAUGGAAACGUGUGGUAUUGUAUUAGCAUUACUGUCUCGUAAAUCUGGUGGAUUUCACAUUGUUGCUAAAGAAGUGUCAGGACAAGUAUUAGAUGUUUAGAUUUAAAUCAUUGUUAUAUAUUUAUUUUGUUGUUUAUUUCUUGUACAAUUUACUUAUAGUAAGUACAGUGUACUUAUAGUAAAUACAUGUUGUAUCAAAGUACAAAUGACCUUAUUUUGAACUCGGCUUAGAGGAAACCUAAUGUAUACUGUAAUUUAUUGAAGACAUUAUUUUAAUUUUCCUGCCAAUCUAAAUCUUUGAAAAUAUAUCAACAUUACUAUCAGGGAGGCUUCAACGUCUUGAUCUCACAAUUAUUGUAAACCAUUAAAAUUUAUGAAAAGGGGUACUGUAAAUUCAGAAAUUAUUGCUUGCAAUUAAAAUUGCAAUUUUUGAAAUAAUGGACAAAAAUGUAUGAAAGAGGGUACAAAUUUUGUGUAAUCAAACAGUUCUCAGUACAGUUUCUUCAACCUUCACAGGCAGAUUGCACAUAUAUGUUUUAGUUGUCAUCCUGCCAUUCUGGAUUUUUCUAAGGAUGUUUUCAGACUUUGGAACCGUUAUUAAAUAUUCUUCUCGUCAAAUCCAUUUUGUUUUAUAGCUUUAAUUGAAAUAAAUCAAAACUAACUUAUUGAGAUGGGUACGUUUGAAAGUAUCAACUCUUGAUUUAAGAUUAUUUUCAUUAUAAAACCAUCUUUUAAUUAUAUAUACAUGUCAUGCAUGUAGAUUCAUUUCUUAAAACUUCUGUGCCAUAUGACAUGUGGACAACAUGUUUGCAAUAUUGAUAAACCAUAAUUCAAAUUGAGAAUUGAUUUAAACUAAAGAUAUUUUAAUAUUUCGAAAAAUAAUGGAAUCAUAAUAUUUGCCUUCUGAGUAAACCUAAGUCAUACUAGUUGGUUUCAUCUUUCUAUGUUUACAUGCACUGAUAAUCUGAGGUGUUUCUACUCAGGAACUUAAUUUUCAUUUUAAAGUAGUCAUGGAAGAGGCCAGUUCGUUUAACUUGCUUAACAGUGCUUAGUGCUUACCAAACAUUAUUUGCCUCUGAAGUAUUGAAAAAAAACAUGUAUUUUAUUAUCAUGAUUAUUUUGCCUUGUUGUUCAACUUGCUUAGUGCUUAGCAAUCCUUAUUUAUAGCAUAUUAAUUUCUGCCUUUUCACACCCUAAUAUUGAGAAAAAUAUAUAUAUAUUUUUUUAUUUUGCCUUUUUAGAAUGUUAGAUCUCUUUUACAUUCCAGUUUAGUGUUUGCAUUUGCUUGCCAUUCUAUUGGGGUUUUUUUUCAGAUUUUUAUAAACAAGAUUGAGUGUAAUUUUAUUAUGACUGAUGUCUAUAAACAACAGUAUUUGUUAUUGAAUCUUCAAAUAAUGUAUAUGUAUGAAUUUAGUUUAUACAACAUUCACUGAAGAAAAAUAUAUAUAUAUUUACAUAAAACAUGUUAAACCAAGGAUAUGUUCUGUUGCUGUCUUUUCUAAAUGCAGCUAUUGCACAGGCAUAUCAAACGAAUGCCAAAUUAGAUACAUGUCAUGUGCAUGUAGAAGUUUAUUUGUUAACCUUAAAAUGAACCUUAAAUUUUUACUGAACCUUAUCACCUUUCUUAAAACAUGUUAUAUUGUAUUUUUGAGUAAAAAAAUAACCUUUUUUUUUUUUUAUUUUGUUGAAGAAAUUAUUAAUGAGUACGAUUGUUAUAUAUGGGUUUUAUUUUUAUUCUCACAGAUACUCUUAUGUUGAAAGACUAUUUCGGGUAUUUGUUUGCCAUAAUUUGCUAGUCAGAAGGUGCUACAUCUAUAUGUUAAUUUUUACUAAAGUAAAAUCGUUUCCAUUUUUAUUCUUAUCGAAACUAGAGCUAGCAUCUUGUGCCACAUUUAACGCUGCCAGCUGUUGAUUUUGUUACAAGAUUUUGUUAAAGAAUGGAUGAUAUUAAAAUUGACACAUGUACUUAAUACACAAAAUAAUCAGGACAUAAUUUAUUUUCCUAAUUUAAAAUAAUGAUGCCUAUUGAAUUUUUAAGCAUGAUUUUUGUAUCAUUCUUUUGGUUGCAUUUCAUUGACAUGAUCAAUUAAUUGA
Molecule: messenger RNA, 3682 nt
Organism: Mytilus trossulus (common blue mussel)
Lineage: Eukaryota; Metazoa; Mollusca; Bivalvia; Mytilida; Mytilidae
Product: beta-1,4-mannosyltransferase egh-like
Exons: 4
Coding region: 300-1688 (462 amino acids)
Cellular component (GO): cytoplasm
Molecular function (GO): beta-1,4-mannosyltransferase activity
Source: RefSeq, a predicted model, not a curated record